Molecule: messenger RNA, 1677 nt
Organism: Salmo salar (Atlantic salmon)
Lineage: Eukaryota; Metazoa; Chordata; Actinopteri; Salmoniformes; Salmonidae
Molecular function (GO): protein dimerization activity
Source: RefSeq, a predicted model, not a curated record
AUGCAGAUGUUAAAGCCAGUUAUAGAGAAGAAAAGACGAGACCGAAUAAAUCAGAGUCUUAGCGAGCUAAGGAUUUUGUUACUGAACUACAAAUUAGAUUCGCGUUUACAGAACCCCAAACUGGAGAAAGCAGAGAUUCUAGACCUGGCCGUAGAAUAUCUUCAAAAAAGGACAGACAAACGAAGCAUAAGCAAUGAUUGUUCCAUCCAGGCUGUGUGUGGGCUGAAGGAGGUGCAGCGGGUUAUUCACAGUGAGGUCUCCAUGGCAGGCGUCCCCAGUCCCCCAGCAGCAGCAUACUCCAGGUCUGCUCUCCCUGCCAUCUACACCGCAGGCUUCCAGCAGUGUGUCUCUCACCUGGCUGGCUUCAUGGGCAGCAGCAGCAGCAGCCCCUGGGAGAGAGAGGGCUUCAUCCUCCUCCAAGGGCUGAAGAGCUACAUAGACAGUCAGUGCCCAACCACAAACACCAGUACAGCCAUGUACCCAUCCAGUCAGUGCCCAACCACAAACACCAGUACAGCCAUGUACCCAUCCAGUCAGUACCCAACCACAAACACCAGUACAGUCAUGUACCCAUCCAGUCAGUACCCAACCACAAACACCAGUACAGCCAUGUACCCAUCCAGUCAGUACCCAACCACAAACACCAGUACAGUCAUGUACCCAUCCAGUCAGUACCCAACCACAAACACCAGUACAGUCAUGUACCCAUCCAGUCAGUACCCAACCACAAACACCAGUACAGCCAUGUACCCAUCCAGUCAGUACCCAACCACAAACACCAGUACAGUCAUGUACCCAUCCAGUCAGUACCCAACCACAAACACCAGUACAGCCAUGUACCCAUCCAGUCAGUACCCAACCACAAACACCAGUACAGCCAUGUACCCAUCCAGUCAGUGCCCAACCACAAACACCAGUACAGGGCAGCUGCAGUGCCCAUCCUCCUCGUCAUUAACAGACAUCCAUCUGAGGUCGGGUGGUAAGGAGAUGGCUCCUUGGGCAGACAUGGUGCCUGUGAGAGAGGGAUGCCGUCCCUCUAAACAGAGGGCUGUUCUCUGCCUCCGCAAAUCCACUUUGUGGACCACCCGCCAUUCUUCCUGCCAACCUAAUGGCCACUCCUACCCAUUGACACCUGACUACCUCUCCCCACCUCUGUCUCCCUGCCUUUCUUGUUCUUCUUCGGUUUUCACCACCCCUCCUACCAACUCCUCGUUUCCCUGUCACUUUAGUUUCCCUCCCAGCCUGUCACCUAUUUCCUCCAACCCCUCAUCCUGCUCCGGAUCCCCGUCGCUACAUAACGUCCCUUCUCCUCCACUUGGUUUUUCACCCACCCUCCCUCUCUCAAGUCCUCCCGGCCUCCCUCUCUCAAGUCCUCCCACCCUCUCUCUCGUCCCCUUUCCCUCCCAUACGUCUCUGUGGUCCCCUGUGACUGCACGAAGGCAAGAAUUAUUUAUUAACUCCACACACUGGAGACCCUGGUAGAAAGCCAGGUGUUCUCUAACUGACAGAGGGACUAUGAAACAGUUCAACAGGACCAACGUCAGAGAAACUGACAAGAGGAGAGAGCCACCUGGUGGAGAUCAUGGAGGUAACCUGAACAUGACCCUGCUGCUGCUGCUGACAUGUAAUAUGGUGCUCUUCUCGUUUCAUCAACUUUCCUCAUCAUUUCUGAAAUGU